UCUCUCAUUGUGCUUUCUCAAGUUAAGGUAGCAAAAAUACAAAUACUUACAGUAAUUCGUUUUAUUCUCUUUCGGUUUCAAGAGGUUGUAAGGCUGCGUUCGUGGUUUAUUCUAAUGGCUCAGUUAGCUUUGAAUAAAGGUAAGACCGCAAUGGUGCGCACUGAGGUUGUGAAGAUUUCUGGGUCUAUGCUGUCACAAAGGAUCCAACAAUUCUCCCUUACCUUGAUUGGUAGGUUGAUGAACCCGAGCAUCCAGAGGAUGGAUUCUCUGGUGGCAAACAUGCCAAAAAUUUGGAAGAUGGAAGAAAAGGUGGUGGGGGCAGAUUUAGGGAAAGGAAUUUUCCAGUUUAAUUUUCAGUCUGAAGAGGAUAUGCAAGGCGUUUUGCAGAACGUCCCUUAUCAUUUUGAUGGCUGGAUGGUUUCUUUGGUUAAGGGGGAGCCUAUAAUUUCCGCUACUUAUCCGUCAGCAAUUAAUUUUUGGGUUAAAGUCUCUGAUUUACCAAUGCACUUGUGGGAAGAAGCAACACUAAAGGCUAUAGGAAAAAAAGUAGGUAUAAUUCGUGAGCUUGAUGUGGAUUCAGGUAGUAUCUAUGUCACAGUAAAUGGUUUUAAUCCACUUGUGUUUCAAAUGGUGGUGCCCUUUGACACAGGUGAUGAAGUGGUGGUUUCUUUAGAUUACGAGAAGCUGGCUAAAUAUUGUCACCACUGUUCUAGAAUGACUCAUGAUGUAGCAGUCUGUCCAGAGCUGAAUAAGAAGGCGGGAAACAGAUUGUUUGAGGAGUAUGGGGAUAGAAGAGGUGGAUCAAGACAGCAAAUAAUGGUAAAACAGAUGCCUCAAGGUAAUGAAGGAGGCUGGGAAAAGCCACGAAAACCUGCAGCAAAGAGAGCUUUGGAAUUCUCUGGUGAGGAACCUAGUGGUGGUUUCCAUUACCAAUUGGAGAGGGGUGAUAACAGUAGGCAGUCUCACAGGCGUGGCUGGGAAGAAGUGGCUAUGGAGGGCUUGAUGGAUUCUCAUUACUCUGUUCAGGGAACAGAAUUCACAAAGAAGGGUGCAGGGCCAGUGUGGCCUAAGCCACUGUAUCAACCAAAGGCAAUCUCUAAGGUAUCCCAGGCUUCUCACAAGGUUGAAAAUGUUUCUAAGAUUCCAGAUUUAGGAGAGGAGAAGAAGGAUUCGGUGAUGGAAGAUGUACCAGAGGUUCAAGACAAGAGCCUUACAGUAGGGAUUAAUUUCUCGGAGAGUACGGAUGAUCUCCUUGAAGAUGGCGAGUACCAUGCUGAGGAGGACAUAGAGGUUCAAGUAAUGGCAGAGAAGACUACGGAAGAUGAAGGCAAUGAGACCCAUGAGGAGAACAUGAAUGCCUUACAAGGUAAUGUGCAAAUCUCUAAUGUGUUAUCUGAUGAUAUUGGCUUGGUUCGUAAAGGUCUGAAAGGUAUUACUCUUGAUAGUAAAAAGAUUCAGAAUUUUAAGGGAACUAGUAGCCAAGGAAUUCGGGGAAUAAAUGGUAAUAGGGAUUAUUCUAGGAUUGUGGCUUCUCCAGGGAAACGUUUAUUGGCUAAAGCAAUGUCUCUUAAAUCUGCAGAUGAUGGUAUCAAACAAAAAGUUGCUGAUAAGAAUAAGGUUAAGGAGGUGACAAAAGCUGGAAGAGCAAAUCGUAAUUUGAAGAAAGGGAUGGUGGAUCUCCCGAAACCACCAGCUCAUACGUGAAGAUCUUGAGCUGGAACUGUCAGGGAA
Molecule: messenger RNA, 1731 nt
Organism: Arabidopsis arenosa
Lineage: Eukaryota; Viridiplantae; Streptophyta; Magnoliopsida; Brassicales; Brassicaceae
Source: the annotation of a GenBank genome assembly